AUGGCACAGCCCGGUGCAACCCCAGAGAUCGCGAGAGUUCUAGCGAUGAACUCGCCUGGACUACCACGAAUCUCGUCUUCGAAAGUUAUAGAAGAGAGUGAGCUGAUUACCGAUGUCGUGGAAGGCUUGGAGGAGAUCAGUGGCGCCAACGCCGAUCUCGGUGUCGUUGGAGCCAGGGAGGGUGCUGGGUAG
Fulvia fulva is the source of this 192-nucleotide messenger RNA. RefSeq lists its product as uncharacterized. The coding region runs from base 1 to 192 and encodes 63 amino acids. The transcript has a single exon. Lineage: Eukaryota; Fungi; Ascomycota; Dothideomycetes; Mycosphaerellales; Mycosphaerellaceae. The record is from RefSeq and is a predicted model, not a curated record.